AUAUCAUGCUGAAUCAUUCCUGUUUAAAUUUAAUAAUCAAAUAACGAAUCGGUGACGUGGCGGCGCAAUACCAGAGAGCGCAAUAAAGAAUACCUACUUAACAAAAUAUAUACAAUUUAUCACAUUAGUUUGAGGUUUGAGGUAGAUUGCAGUGCACGUUAUUUUCAAAAGUUCAACAUGGCUGUUCCUGCAUUUGAUGCCCUAUUAGAACAACCUGUUUUCCGUACAUACUUCUUCUAUGUGGGCCUUUUAUCUUUGAAACUGUUGGGUAUGUCAUUACUGACUGGUGCGAAAAGAUUUAUCACCAAGGCAUAUGUAAACCCUGAAGAUGCUGCUGGUUUUAAAGUGAAAGUAAAAACCCAUGAGGAUGUUGAAAGAGUCAGAAGGGCACAUCUUAACGAUCUAGAAAACAUCCCAGUAUUCUUCGCCGUUUGCUUCGCCUACCUCACCACCAACCCCAGCGUUUUCUUAGCAUCGACUUUAAUAAGAGUUUUUACUUUAUGUAGAUUUAUUCACACUAUUGUUUAUGCAGUGGUUGUGAUUCCUCAACCUGCUAGAGGAUUGUCUUGGGGUAUCGCUUUCUUCAUUACCGUUUAUAUGGGAAUUUCUACCAUUCUACAUUAUCUUUAAGUUUUCAGAAUUUGUUUCAAAAAGUGUUGUUUUUUACUUUUUUGUUAUUUUUGUACUGUAUUUUUCUUUCCAGUUAUGUGAGUAUAUUUAAUUAGUAUUAUACUGAAUACAGAAUAUACCAUAAUACAAUCA
This is a messenger RNA of Ceutorhynchus assimilis (cabbage seed weevil), 762 nucleotides long. The record is from the annotation of a GenBank genome assembly. Lineage: Eukaryota; Metazoa; Arthropoda; Insecta; Coleoptera; Curculionidae.